AUGAGCAGUACUGUAAGAUCACUAAAAGGACUUGUUACUAAAAGGAACGACGCAGCGGUAAACUGGCUACAGGACUCCACCCAAGCGCUCGCAGACAUACAAGCCAAGGAAAGCGCAAGGAGGAUAAAAACCUGUGAGAGAUACAUUGAGCUUCUCGAGACAUCACUGACAAAGCUAACGAAAGCUUUUAAUGAAGCUCCAGAGACCACAGAAGAGGAGGAAGAUCACUUGGAUAAGUACAUAGAAAAAACCCAGGCAACGAUAAUGAAGCUGCACGAUCACAGGACGCAGCUAGAAGACACCCUAGAAGACAUCGGGAUAGAGGCAGAUGACCGGUCAAGCCCAUCUGCACUCAAGGAAAAGGUGCCUACUACCAUCGCAUCGGACUUCUCCUCUAAAAACGAAGCUAUGAAAGCAGCAAAGGCACAGUCAGCAGCAUCAAGAAAGAAGAAGUUCUCGUCCAUCAGUAUAGGCCCCGUGAUGGCUACUGCAUCAACACAACAAAAGAAGUUUUCGUCGUCUACCACAGAAUUCGACACGGGCACGGAUCCAUCGGUCACGAUUGCCUUGGCGAGAGCACAGUAA
Molecule: messenger RNA, 585 nt
Organism: Cylicocyclus nassatus
Lineage: Eukaryota; Metazoa; Nematoda; Chromadorea; Rhabditida; Strongylidae
Source: the annotation of a GenBank genome assembly